This is a messenger RNA of Aspergillus tubingensis, 1014 nucleotides long. Its product is annotated as 5'/3'-nucleotidase SurE. The record is from RefSeq and is a predicted model, not a curated record. The transcript has 3 exons. Gene Ontology annotation, cellular component: P-body. Gene Ontology annotation, molecular function: hydrolase activity. The coding region runs from base 1 to 1014 and encodes 337 amino acids. NCBI's taxonomy places the organism in Eukaryota, Fungi, Ascomycota, Eurotiomycetes, Eurotiales, Aspergillaceae.
AUGCAUAUAUUGGUAGUCAACGAUGACGGUCCGCCGUCCAGACGCCUCUCCCCAUACAUCGAGCCACUAGUGACGGCACUCGAGUCCGCCGGCCACCGCAUCUCCGUGGCCAUUCCCGCCGCCUCCCGCUCCUGGAUCGGCAAAGCCCAUCUAAUCGAAGCCUCACUCACAGCCACCUAUGUCCCACCCGCUGCCUUUCGCGGUGAUGGCACAUGGGAUGAAUCCUUCCAACAAGAUCCCACUACCACCAACAAUGCCAACGACGACUGGGUGAUAAUCACCAACGGCACCCCAGCCAGCUGCGUCCAACUCGGCCUCCACAACCUCUUCCCCGACCGCGGCCCCAUCGACCUCGUCAUCUCCGGCCCCAAUCACGGCCGCAACGCCUCCACCAUCUACAACCUCUCCUCCGGCACCGUCGGCGGCGCCCUGGAAGCGGCUACAUGCGGGAAACGCGGCAUCGCCAUCUCCUUCGGCAGCAAAGAUGAACAGCCCCUAGAUAUCAUCCACGCUGCCGCUCGUCUCGCCACUAGAGUCGUUAACCAUCUCAUCCAGAACUGGGAUGACCAGGUCGAGCUGUAUAAUGUGAAUGUGCCCAUGCGUCUGGACGUCGAGUCUCGUCCUGUCUUGUGGACUCGCACGUACCCGUAUUACUGGGCGAGAGGGUACUUGUAUUCCGAGGUCUCUGGGGAGAAGGCCGCGCCUGUUGUUAGUGGUGUCAAUGGACAUGCUGCUGCUGCUGUUGCUAAUGGGGAGGAGGAGGAGCAGCAGCAGCACCUCACGAAUGGUAAUACCACGAAGACAGUCACACCCAAGACUGAGGGUGGUGGUGGUUUGAAGAAACGGAACUUUGCCUGGGCGGCCGAGUUGUCUGAUAUGAAGAGGGCGCUGCAGGAGAGUCCCGAGGGGACGGAUGCUCAUACGGUGUUGAGUGGGUGUACUAGUGUCACCGCCCUCCGCGCCAACUUCUGGCAUGUUCCUGGCCUGGAAGGGCAAUUGCUGCAUCUGGAUUGA